Molecule: messenger RNA, 2244 nt
Organism: Aspergillus tanneri
Lineage: Eukaryota; Fungi; Ascomycota; Eurotiomycetes; Eurotiales; Aspergillaceae
Gene: TAF5
Product: putative transcription initiation factor TFIID subunit
Exons: 4
Coding region: 1-2244 (747 amino acids)
Biological process (GO): transcription initiation at RNA polymerase II promoter
Cellular component (GO): transcription factor TFIID complex
Molecular function (GO): RNA polymerase II general transcription initiation factor activity; protein binding
Source: RefSeq, a predicted model, not a curated record
AUGUCUGCGCCAGGUGGGGCUCCGAGCCCUGCACCCCGAAGUGGAAGUAUGGGGCCUGGGGGUGCUGGGGGUGGAAUGUCCAUGCCUCCUCAGCAGUCGAUGGCUGCUACUCCCCCGGUUCCAGCGCCGACGCCGGGUCCGCCUCCGCCGCCCCCUAGUGGCGCGAUGUCGCAGCAGAAUCUGAAUCAGAUUGUUAUCGAUUAUUUGGCCAAGAAAGGGUAUAGCCGUACUGAGGCUAUGCUACGCAUGGAAUCCGCCAACCAAGAGAUUGAUGGACGUCCUUUACCUCCUCUAGGGGAAGAUGCGCGUCCCAAAUACAGAAUGGGGUUUGACCUGCUGAAAGUCUGGGUUGAAGAUAAUCUGGAUUUGUACAAACCGGAGCUCCGAAGGGUGCUCUGGCCGCUUUUCGUCUACUCUUUUCUGAACAUGGUCACCUCAUACUACCCACAAGAUGCGAAGCAGUUCUUUGAAAUCAACAAGAACCUCUUCUUGCCAGAGCACACUGAGGAUGUGCGUGCAUUGGAGCCCAUCGGCCUGCCCGAACAUGUGCAGGAUAACUCGGUUGCCAAGCUGUACCGCUCGAACAAAUAUCGUCUCGUUCUGAGCAAUCCGGCUUUCUCGAAUCUCAUGCAAUUUCUGGAAAGCAAGCAAAAGGAAGGUGGAUCGGUCAUGUCGGCCAUCUUGAGCAGUUACUGUACUGUUAUCACCAAAGAACGGGCCGUUGAUGACCGGUUUAGCUUCGCUGCCUUGCUUGGCCAAGCUGGCGACGGUCAAACUUUCCCGACGGAAGAUGAAGGUAUUCCAGGCCACCAUCCCGGCUCCGCGUAUACAGGCGAUAAUCCGGCCAUGGCUGGAACCUUGCCACGGCUUCGGCUCGGAAAGCUUCCUAUGGAACCAACUCUAGAGGCCGACGUGAGGGGCGAGCUCGCGGAUGAGGAUUUAAAGAAUCCACCUGGCCCUGGACAGGGCACCCUAGUACAGGAGCUUGACCACAUCAUCAAAAGGGAAGAAGAUGAAGAAGCCCCGACUCGCGCUGAUAUACCAUAUCCUCCGUCCACGGCCCGGGACGUGGCUAUCGAGGUGCAAAAAGUAAAGGAGAACCGUGAUCGGUUUAGGAUCGAAGGCCGCACAGGCGGUGUCGGUCCUGCUGUCAGCGUUUGCAUGUUUACUUUCCACAAUACCUACGACGGAAUUAACUGCCUGGAUUUCUCUGAUGACAAUAUGCUCGUUGCAGCUGGCAUGCAAGAGUCGUAUAUCCGUGUUUGGAGCAUGGAUGGGAAACGGAUCCAGACAACGUACGAGAAUGUCGAUGACUCCACACCAUCAAACUCCCGCCGUCUGAUCGGGCAUUCCGGACCUGUUUAUGCGGUGGCUUUUGCGCCCUCCAUCACCCGUACUGAGAACGCAGUGGCCCCGACCAAUGCUCGUUGGCUGCUCUCGUCCUCCGCCGACAAGACCAUCCGGCUGUGGUCGCUGGAUCUAUGGCAAUGUAUGGUCGUGUACAAGGGGCACGACCAGCCUGUGUGGGAUCUGCAAUGGGGACCAUUUGGGCAUUACUUCGUUUCUGGAGGACACGACAAGACCGCGCGUCUCUGGGUGACGGACCAUAUCCGCCAACAGCGUAUCUUCGUAGGACAUGACCAGGACGUUGACUGCAUUUGCUUCCACCCGAACUCCGCCUACGUUUUCACGGGCAGCUCUGACCACACGGUGCGAAUGUGGGCUGUAACCACGGGCAACGCGGUCCGGAUGUUCACUGGACACACGGGUAACAUCACAGCCCUGGCCUGUAGCCGCGAUGGGAGACUACUUGCCUCCGCUGACGACCAUGGGUCAAUCCUGCUGUGGGACCUCGCCCCCGGCCGGCUGGUGAAGCGCAUGCGCGGUCACGGGAAGGGCGGCAUAUGGUCUCUCAGCUGGAGUGUUGAGUCGACCGUGCUUGUCUCUGGGGGUGCUGAUGGAACCGUGCGCGUAUGGGACGUAGCGGGCCCAGCUCAGGAUCCCUCCCAAGGCCGGGUUGUCGGAGACGGUGCAACAGGCACCAAGGUGGAUGCCGGAAGCGCCACGGCUCCCAGUGCGCAGACGUCCAGCUCCGUUGCUCCAGGCAUUGGUAAGAAGAAAGGCAAGGACGUUGUCGUCACGCCGGACCAAAUCAGCGCGUUUCCCACGAAAAAGAGCCCCGUCUACAAGGUGAAAUUUACGAAUAUGAAUCUGAUUGUCGCUGGGGGCGCUUAUCUUCCUUAA